Zea mays is the source of this 722-nucleotide messenger RNA. RefSeq names its product acidic ribosomal protein P2a-3. NCBI's taxonomy places the organism in Eukaryota, Viridiplantae, Streptophyta, Magnoliopsida, Poales, Poaceae. The transcript has 4 exons. Gene Ontology annotation, cellular component: ribosome; cytosolic large ribosomal subunit. Gene Ontology annotation, molecular function: structural constituent of ribosome. The record is from RefSeq and is marked validated. Gene Ontology annotation, biological process: cytoplasmic translational elongation. The coding region runs from base 130 to 471 and encodes 113 amino acids.
UGUGCACACUGCGAAGCAAUCCUAACCGCCACCAGCAUCCGCCUCUCUUCUCAGUGCCAGCCGCCGUGCGCUCGCUCUCUCUGUCCCUCAAGGCCUUCGCCGGCGAAGAGCGCCUAGUCACCCACCAGGAUGAAGUUUGUUGCUGCUUACCUGCUUGCUGUCCUUGCUGGGAACUCCAGCCCCUCUGCUGAGGACUUGACGGCCAUUCUGGAGUCAGUUGGCUGUGAAGUUGACAAUGAAAAGAUGGAGCUCCUGCUGUCCCAACUGAGCGGUAAGGACAUUACCGAGCUCAUUGCUGCGGGCAGGGAGAAGUUUGCUUCAGUCCCAUGCGGCGGCGGCGGCGGUAUGGCUGUGGCAGCAGCUGGCCCUGCUGCUGGCGGAGCUGCUCCUGCAGCUGAGGCGAAGAAAGAAGAGAAGGUGGAGGAGAAGGAAGAGAGCGACGAUGACAUGGGCUUCAGCCUCUUCGACUGAGCUGUGUGGGCAGUCAUCACAUCAGAGUAGUUUGUUUUGUUUUGACUUUUGAGUCGUGGAACCAGAGGAAAAUCGUAGUCGUUGCUUGGACUUUAACCUCGUUUUAUGUUGGAAACUAGUUUGAAAGGCUCCUACUGUCUUUAUAUUUGGUAAUUCAGCCGUAGGUCGACAUUGCCUCCAGAGAUGUUAUGAAUUGGUCAGGUUUCCUGGCUGCUCACUGUUAUGUUGUUACAUGUCGACAUCGCCUCGUU